Messenger RNA from Thalassophryne amazonica, 629 nucleotides. RefSeq names its product gonadotropin-releasing hormone II receptor-like. The record is from RefSeq and is a predicted model, not a curated record. The transcript has a single exon. Gene Ontology annotation, molecular function: corazonin receptor activity. Gene Ontology annotation, biological process: neuropeptide signaling pathway. Bases 38 to 610 code for a protein of 190 amino acids. Gene Ontology annotation, cellular component: membrane. NCBI's taxonomy places the organism in Eukaryota, Metazoa, Chordata, Actinopteri, Batrachoidiformes, Batrachoididae.
AUGAGCAGAAUGAGUCUUCCUCUGCGAGGCUCAGAAAAUGAAUUCCACUCUCACUGAUCCCGCCCUCACGAUGCACCACCUGACGACCGGAUAUCAACUGAACUCCAGUUACAACUGCUCCUGGCCAUCUGCCAACUGGACUGCAGGGGGUGACACUAUACAGCUGCCCACAUUCACCACAGCGGCCAAAGUCAGAGUGGUCAUUACCUUCAUUCUGUGUGGCAUAUCGACCUUUUGCAACCUGGCCAUGCUGUGGGUGGCAUGCUGCAAUGGCAAUCGUAAAUCUCAUGUCAGGGUCCUGAUAAUCAAUCUGACCUUUGCAGACCUGCUGGUGACCUUCAUCGUGAUGCCUAUGGAUGCCGUGUGGAACAUCACAGUUCAGUGGCUUGCUGGAGACUUUGCCUGCAGGAUUCUGAUGUUUCUGAAGCUGCAAGCGAUGUACUCAUGCGCCUUUGUCACCGUGGUGAUUAGCCUGGACCGGCAGUCAGCCAUUCUCAACCCGCUGGCUAUCAAUAAGGCCAAGAAGAGGAACAGAGUCAUGCUGACGGUGGCGUGGGCCAUGAGCUCCGUGUUGUCUGUCCCUCAGGUGAGGUCUGGUAUCCCAGCUUAGGUUGUACAUGUGUAAAACG